Lepisosteus oculatus (spotted gar) is the source of this 1266-nucleotide messenger RNA. It is a transcript of the gene crybb1l2, whose product is annotated as crystallin, beta B1, like 2. Gene Ontology annotation, molecular function: structural constituent of eye lens. Lineage: Eukaryota; Metazoa; Chordata; Actinopteri; Semionotiformes; Lepisosteidae. Gene Ontology annotation, biological process: visual perception; lens development in camera-type eye. The record is from RefSeq and is a predicted model, not a curated record.
GCCAGGGUAUAAAAGGGCAGGGAGCGAGGUACACCGACACACACCGUCAGAGAGACAUACAGCAAACCCCUCACACAGAGAGAGUCACCAUGUCUUCCAGCGGAGAGAAGUCCUCCAAGGCCGCCUCCCAGACUGACGGGAAGAGCGCUCAGACGAAGAAGACCGAGAUGGGCAUGAUGGCUUACAAGAUGUACGUCUUCGACCAGGAGAACUUCCAGGGUCGCUGUGUGGAGUUCUCUGGAGAGUGCAUGAGCAUCUGCGACAGCGGCAUCGACAGAGUCCGCUCCAUCCGGGUCGAAUGUGGACCCUGGGUGGGCUACGAGCAGAUGAACUUCUGUGGCGAGAUGUACAUCCUGGAGAAGGGCGAGUACCCUCGCUGGGACAGCUGGAGCAACAGCUACAGGAACGAGUGGAUGAUGUCCUUCCGGCCUGUCCGAAUGGACCCAGAGAAGCACAAGAUCUGCCUGUACGAGGUGGGGGAGUUCAAGGGCAGGAAGAUGGAGAUCAUGGACGAUGAUGUGCCCAGCCUCUUCUCCUACGGCUUCACUGACAGAGUGGGCAGCAUCAUGGUCAGCUGUGGAACGUGGGUAGGAUACCAGUUCCCCGGUUACCGUGGUUACCAGUACCUCCUGGAGAAGGGAGACUACAGGCACUGGAAUGAGUGGGGCGCCCGCACUCCCCAGAUCCAGUCCAUGAGGCGCAUCCGCGACAUGCAGUGGCACCCCCACGGCUGCUACACCAUGGCCAGCAAGUGAGGGGGAGCAGGAGAGCACCGGGGGGGGGGAGGGCAGAGGGGGAGAGCUGAUGGAGACACAGUGCACUGGGCGCCGCGCCACACCUUUGGACGGUAAAAGAAACCAGUGUUUCCGGACACCACGUACAGUCCGUCUGUAGUGCCCAGAACAGAAGAGAAGGGGAGAGCGCCCCCUCAAAUCGUGCAGGCGCACUGGGGCAACUGCAGCUCACAAAGGAAAAAUGAGGAAACUGUGUGAUCUAAACAUUGCUUAGACAAUUGAUUUUUCUUUGCCCUUUUGAGCCCUAAAAAUCAUCCAAGGUGAUUUCCUGCCUUUCAGGACCUCUGCUCUCUUCCAUCUCUCUCUUACUCUUAUCUCUGCAGCCAAUCUCUUUCACUCCAGGCUUAUGGCUGUUUGGGCUGGGAGAUGGUGUAAACUUUGUAUAUCUACCAACAUAUAAAUGUACACAGGAUUACUGCACAUUGAUCUGAAUGCUGGCCUGUUUUCAAUAAAUGCUAAUAUUUGAAGAUGA